Necator americanus (New World hookworm) is the source of this 2673-nucleotide messenger RNA. RefSeq lists its product as uncharacterized. Gene Ontology annotation, molecular function: NAD+ poly-ADP-ribosyltransferase activity; DNA binding; NAD+-protein mono-ADP-ribosyltransferase activity. Gene Ontology annotation, biological process: double-strand break repair; protein poly-ADP-ribosylation. Bases 1 to 2673 code for a protein of 890 amino acids. The record is from RefSeq and is a predicted model, not a curated record. Gene Ontology annotation, cellular component: nucleolus. NCBI's taxonomy places the organism in Eukaryota, Metazoa, Nematoda, Chromadorea, Rhabditida, Ancylostomatidae. The transcript has 27 exons.
AUGGGGCAGGACGCUUCCGAAAAUAAAAAUCUUCCCUUCGGUGUUGAGUAUGCGCGCUCGUCGCGAUCAGCUUGCAAGGGUUGCAAAAACACCAUUCAACAGAACACCCUGCGUAUGUCUGUUCGUGAGCCAAGUCGUUUUUUUGAUGGUCUCCAGGAUAACUGGUUCCAUUUCUCGUGUUUUUGGAAGAGAAUUGUGCCGGGAAAAGUGGAAAUAAAUGAGAAAUCAAUUAGAGGUAUCGAUGCUAUUCGUUGGGAUGACCAGGAGAAAAUCCGCGAAAAAAUUGGCGGUGUAAUAAGUGGUGAUCUUCCUGAGGCGAAAUCGUUCUCGGCGUUGAAGGUGGAGUAUGCAAAAUCGAGUAGAGGGAAAUGUUCCAAAUGCAAGCUGGCCAUAGCACAGAAAGAGAUGAAAUUCGCUAAACACAUGACCUGGUAUCAUCAGCAGUGUUUGUUUGUCGAUGUAAAAUUCGACGGGGCAGUAGAAGACAUUGAAGGUUUCUGUUACUUGACAGAUGAGGAUAAACAAAUUUUGCAAGAUACACUCAAGGAAUUUCAACAAGAAGAAGAAGAGCCUGCAGACAAAGGGAAGAAGAAUGGAAAGAAAGGUUCAAGGAAACGUACGUCUACUAAAACUGAAAAGAACGAAGAUGAAGUUCCAGCCAAGAAGUCCCGGGACAGCGCGGAGGAUGCUUCAAAUAAGGAGGCGCUUAAGAAGCAAACUGACAUAAUGUGGAAAUUACGUGAAGCCCUAAAACAGAACACAACGAAAUACGAAAGGGCAGAACUGCUUCAAUCAAAUGAGCAGCAGAUCCCAUCGGGCGAGAACAAUGUUCUUGAACUUCUUGUUGACUGUGCGGUUUUCGGCUGCUGUGCACCCUGUCCAAAAUGUGGUGGUCAUCUUAAGUUCAGUUCAUCGUUGAGGACCUACGAGUGUACUGGUCACCUCUCUGAGUAUACAAAAUGUACGUACACAAACGAAAAUCCAAAUCGAAACAAGUUCGUCAUCCCUAAAGAAAUGAAGGAGAAUAAGUAUCUUAAGACUAUGAAAGUGAAUUUACUACCAAGGCGCACAUACAAUGAGACGUUGGCCAAAGAAGCUGUGGUCAGUCAUGCUGAAAUCUUCAAGAACCUGGGAUGUCGAGGCGACAAAAUCUCUACUGAAGAAAGCGAUGAAAAGGGUUUAGGAGUUAGCAAAGGAUCGUCCAGAGUGAUUGUGAAGAAUGGCGCCGUUGUCGAUCAAGAAUGUGAACAUGCAGAAUUUUCUCACGUCCACCGGGAUAAGAAAGGUCAGCUAUAUUCUGCUGUUCUUGGAUAUGCUGAUACGCAAACAAACAGAAAUUCCUACUACAAAAUUCAAUUACUUAAACAUGACACUAAGCCCCUUUUUUAUCUCUUCCGGUCUUGGGGUCGAGUUGGAACGUCUGUCGGUGGCACAAAAACUGAAGACAUACAUUCUGAGGAACAUGCCAUCAGUGCAUUUGAGCACCUUUUCUUGGAAAAAACGGGAAACGCGUGGAAACAAAAAAAGAAAUUCACCAAAAGAGCUGGACUUAUGGAUCUGAUCGAGACUGACUUCACAGAACUUGAAGGCGUGAAAACAUCCGACAUCACUCCAGGUUCAAGAACAAAACUCGACAAAGCGAUCAAGGAAGUCAUCCUUAUGAUCUUCGACAUUCAGCAACUCCAGAAGACAAUGCUUGACUUCAAAAUCGAUCUUGACAAAAUGCCUCUUGGAAAACUUUCAAAAAAGCAAAUAAUGAGCGCCUAUUCGGUGCUCACCGAACUGCAGCAGAUGAUGUCAAGAAAAGCUGAUCCGGACAGAAUUCUUGACGCCUCUAAUCGUUUCUACACUCUAAUCCCGCACAAUUUUGGAAUGAAUUCACCUCCUCUUCUGAACACUGAGGAACUUAUUAAGGAAAAAUGUGGGAUGUUAGAUUCUUUGCUGGAGAUUCAAGUAGCAUACGAAGUGAUCAAAGACGAACACUCAAACACAGACACUGAGCGUGAUCCUGUUGACAUUCACUAUGAAAGGCUGAAGUGCAAAAUGGAGACAGUCAGUCCAAAAUCCUCAGAAUUCAACACAAUUAAGACUUAUCUGGCGAAUACUCAUGGAAAAACGCAUAAUUGGUACAAUCUGGAACUUGUUGACUUGAUCCGGGUUGAAAGGGAGGGAGAAAAGAAAAAGUUCAAAGCCCACGUUGGCAAUCGCCGACUUCUGUGGCAUGGAUCUAGGACGACGAAUUUUGGCGGGAUCCUCUCACAGGGCUUACGUAUUGCUCCUCCGGAAGCACCGGUGACUGGUUAUAUGUUCGGCAAAGGUGUGUAUUUUGCUGACAUGGUUUCCAAGUCGGCUAACUAUUGUUGGGCUGGUGUGGGCGAUGAUGCCCUGAUGUUGUUGUGUGACGUAGCCCUUGGGAAAGUUAAACCGGAGGUCAAUGCCACUAUGCAUUCACUAAAUACCAUUAAAGGAUACGAUAGUGUUCAAGGGAUUGGACAAACUGAACCAAAUCCGAAUAAACUGAUAAAGACGUUGGACGGCAGCAACAUCCACAUGGGAAAUCCUGUGGAUACCAACAAAAACUGCUCCCUUCUUUACAAUGAGUUCAUUGUUUAUGAUGUUGAUCAAAUUCUGAUGAGAUACUUGCUUCGUGUGCGAUUCAACGAGAUCCGAUGA